AUGGAGUCAUCCGGGCUGUCGGGGCUGUCUGGCAACGAACUCGCGUCCCACUCCGACUUUUCUGACAACGAGGCUACUGUGCGUCUACCGGCCGCAUCUUUCGAGAGCUUAUCCGCCAGCGCACCGCGGGCGCCGCCAUUGAGUGACAACAUUGGAGCCGGUGCAUAUCCUCGCGCCAGCCCUCUGAACCGGUCUUCAAGUCAUCAAAGCACGGCGGCCGCUGAAUUGGAUCCCGAUCGCGUCAUUUGGCAAGGCUGGCUCUACCAUCUGCGAACCAAGGGAGGCGUCCGACAGUGGAAGCAUCUAUGGGGAGUGCUGCGCCCUCGCAACCUCAUCCUCUAA
Molecule: messenger RNA, 342 nt
Organism: Emericellopsis cladophorae
Lineage: Eukaryota; Fungi; Ascomycota; Sordariomycetes; Hypocreales; Bionectriaceae
Product: putative PH domain-containing protein PB16A4.02c-like protein
Exons: 1
Coding region: 1-342 (113 amino acids)
Source: RefSeq, a predicted model, not a curated record